AUGACUCUAUCGCAUGACCUAUCUCAACGAGAAGUAAAAGGGGCUAAGUACUACGAAAACGGUACCAAGAACGGUACCUCGUCUACGACGACCGACAUUCAAAUCUUCACACGCGAUGGCCAAGAAUUCACCGAAGUCAAGGAAGGUCUAGGUCGCAUCCUAGUUCCUUUCUCAGCUAAAGAUGGCAAAGACAAAAAACUGAGCGACGUCGAAGAACAACAAAAAGUCUUUUACAACCCUAUCCAGCAGUUCAACCGCGACCUGACCGUUCUUGCCAUCAAAGCAUAUGGCCAAGAAGCUCUAGCUAAGAGACGAUCAGCCAACGCGGAUAAGGUUGCCAAGAGGAAACGCGACAAGCUGGACACGGGCAGUGGCAGACCGAAUAAGCAAGAGAAAGUGACUGAGAUGGAGAGCACUGCCUCUGUGACACAACCAAGUGAAGGCAACGCAGCUCCCUUGGAUGCUACGAACGACCAACCAACAGCUCCUGAAGAACAAACUCGGAAAGAAAACACCGACUUGCCCUCUCGCGACUUACCUAGUACCGAUCAACCCCCGAAAUCCUCGCAACCUACCGAAGGGCCAGAGGCAACGUCUCAGGAAACGGGACAAGGCGACCCACUCUCUGGCCCUAGAUUUACCAUUCUCGAUGCUCUAUCCGCUACCGGACUUCGAGCUCUACGAUAUGCCCAAGAGCUACCGUUUGUCACCUCAGUCACCGCUAAUGAUCUCAGCCCAUCUGCUGUAGAUGCCAUCAAGAAAAAUGCCGAGCACAAUGGUGUUGACGGCAAAGUGAACGCAACAUUAGGAGAUGCUCGUGCGCACAUGUAUUCGUUGCAAACCCACGAUAUCAGUGAUGAGCAGACCAAGAACAACAAACAACAUAAUAAGAAGAACAUACCCAAACCGAACAAAAAAUACGACGUAAUUGACCUCGAUCCUUAUGGAACUGCGGCUCCCUUUUUUGACGCAGCACUGAAUGCUGUAAGGGACGACGGUGGCCUGCUGUGUGUCACCUGCACGGACUCUGGGAUUUGGGCUUCCAAUGGAUAUCCCGAGAAAACAUUUGCUCUCUAUGGCGGCGUCCCCGUAAAAGGCUUUUACUCUCACGAGGCUGGAUUACGUAUCAUACUCCAUGGUCUUGGAUCGGCGGCAGCGAGAUAUGGAUUAGCUAUUGAACCUCUUCUAAGCCUAUCGAUCGACUACUACGUCCGAAUCUUUGUCAAGGUCCGAAAAUCUCCUGCUCAGGUCAAAUUUCUGGCCGGGAAGACCAUGGUCACCUUUAACUGUGACCAAGGAUGCGGAGCCUGGGAAACUCAAUUCUUGGUUCGCAACAAGAAGGCUUAUAACAAGUCUGGAAAGGGCAUGUUUUACAAGCAUGGACUAGCUAUGGCACCCACCGCAGACCGAUCUUGCCAGGAGUGUGGCUCCAAGAUGCAUCUCGCUGGCCCAAUGUAUGGCGGACCGUUACAUUCCCCUGACUUCAUCAACAAGAUAUUGGCCGACCUUCCUAACGAGCCUGAUGAUAUCUACGGUACGAAACCGCGAAUAGAAGGUAUGCUGACGACCGCUCUUGAGGAGCUCAUCCCACCUCCUGAAGAUGAUCUGCAAAGUGCCAAGGAUGAUGAGCUUGCAGCGAUUGACCCGUAUCCGUUCUUUUUUCAUCCGGCAGCUCUCUCUGGUGUGGUACAUUGCAUAUGUCCCGACGAAGAUAGCUUCAGGGGUGCUCUGCGCCAUCUAGGCUAUCAAGUCGUCCGCAGCCAUUGCAAGCCUGGUAGUCUCAAGACCAACGCGCCGUGGUCUGUCAUUUGGCAUAUCAUGCGAGAGUGGGUUCGCCAGAAGAGUCCAGUGAAUGUUGAAAAGAUUACGGAAAUGAGCCCAGCAUAUACCCUACUCAGACUAGGCAAGAGGGAUGAGAGUUCGGAGGAGGCUAGUAAGGACAAGGUCGAGUUAAAAGAAGUCGUUUUCGACAAGAAACUUGGGCGAGAUCUUUCCAAGAAAGGUCUCGUCAGAUAUCAGACGAAUCCUAGAGAAAAUUGGGGUCCUGUGACUAGGGCGAAAGGAAAUUGA
Hypoxylon fragiforme is the source of this 2070-nucleotide messenger RNA. RefSeq names its product dimethylguanosine tRNA methyltransferase. The coding region runs from base 1 to 2070 and encodes 689 amino acids. Gene Ontology annotation, molecular function: RNA binding. Gene Ontology annotation, cellular component: nucleus. Gene Ontology annotation, biological process: tRNA N2-guanine methylation. The record is from RefSeq and is a predicted model, not a curated record. NCBI's taxonomy places the organism in Eukaryota, Fungi, Ascomycota, Sordariomycetes, Xylariales, Hypoxylaceae. The transcript has 2 exons.